Messenger RNA from Silurus meridionalis, 2284 nucleotides. It is a transcript of the gene ebf2, whose product is annotated as EBF transcription factor 2. The coding region runs from base 1 to 1755 and encodes 584 amino acids. Lineage: Eukaryota; Metazoa; Chordata; Actinopteri; Siluriformes; Siluridae. The transcript is spliced from 17 exons. Gene Ontology annotation, molecular function: RNA polymerase II cis-regulatory region sequence-specific DNA binding; DNA-binding transcription factor activity, RNA polymerase II-specific. Gene Ontology annotation, biological process: regulation of transcription by RNA polymerase II. The record is from RefSeq and is a predicted model, not a curated record.
AUGUACGGAAUCCAGGAGCAUCUUUCUACUGCUGUGAAAGAACGAACUUUUGCAGAAGAAAUGGAUUCAGUCCGCCCGUGGGUGCGUAAUGUCGGAGUCGUGGAUGCGAAUGUUGCAGCUCAGAGUGGUGUAGCUCUGUCUCGAGCCCACUUUGAGAAACAACCGCCCUCCAACCUGCGAAAGUCCAACUUCUUCCAUUUUGUGUUGGCCCUCUAUGACCGCCAUGGACAACCAGUUGAAAUUGAGAGGACAGCCUUCAUUGACUUUGUUGAGCAUGAUAAGGAGCAGACGGGAGAAAAAACCAAUAAUGGCACACACUACAAACUCCAGCUCCUUUACAGUAAUGGUGUACGAACUGAACAAGACCUUUAUGCUCGUCUUAUUGACUCUGUCACAAAACAGCCCAUAUCAUACGAGGGGCAAAAUAAGAAUCCUGAAAUGUGCCGUGUUCUGCUUACUCACGAGGUGAUGUGCAGUCGCUGUUGUGAGAAAAAAAGCUGCGGAAAUCGGAAUGAGACCCCAUCAGACCCUGUCAUCAUUGACAGAUUUUUCUUGAAGUUUUUUCUCAAGUGUAACCAAAAUUGUCUGAAGACAGCAGGGAACCCAAGAGAUAUGAGACGAUUUCAGGUGGUCCUCUCAAGCACUGUUAGUGUGGAUGGUCAUGUUCUUGCAGUAUCUGAUAACAUGUUUGUACACAACAACUCAAAGCAUGGCAGAAGAGCACGAAGAAUGGAGCCAGGGGAGUCAUUAGAGAACACCAUGGAAUACGCCACCCCAUGUAUAAAAGCCAUCAGCCCAAGUGAGGGCUGGACCACAGGUGGAGCGAUGGUGAUCAUCAUAGGCGAGAACUUCUUUGAUGGUCUGCAGGUUGUGUUUGGGAGCAUGCUGGUGUGGAGUGAGUUAAUCACUCCUCAUGCAAUCCGGGUUCAGACACCACCAAGACACAUUCCAGGGGUAGUGGAAGUCACACUGUCCUACAAAUCAAAACAGUUCUGCAAAGGAGCUCCAGGAAGAUUCAUUUACACAGCAUUGAAUGAACCAACCAUAGACUAUGGCUUUCAGAGGCUUCAAAAGGUUAUUCCUAGACAUCCCGGGGACCCUGACAAACUGGCAAAAGAGAUGCUGCUUAAAAGGGCAGCAGAUCUUGUGGAAGCAGUCUAUGGAAAUACACACAGUAAUCAGGACAUGUUGCUGAAGAGGGCAGCAGACAUUGCUGAAGCUUUGUACAGUGUGCCACGGCCCCACAGUCAACUACAGGCUCUGCCCAGCUCCCCAGUGCAUGGCAGUGUCAUGGGACUAAGCUCCUACCCAUCUCAGCUGGGUGUGAGCAUUGGCGACCCCGGACAAAGCAGUGGCCAAGUGGGUUACAUGCGUAAUUCUACAAGUUUGUCACCACGGAGCUACCCAUCUGCAUCCACCCCUCAGCAGUCCACCUACAGCUCUGGAGGAGGCAUGAGUGGAGGCUAUGGUGCUGUACCCAUGGGUAGUCUAGGCAUGCCUGGGUCUCCUGGUUUCAGCAGUGCCUCCCCAAACAGCUCACCUUAUGGUAAAGACUUUAUGCCAUCGAGUCCCACUAUACCAGGCUCUAGUUCAUCUUCCUCUCUUCUGCCUUUCUCAUCUUUUCCAUCAGCAACCAAACAGAAAAGUGCUUUUGCUCCUGUCUUGAGACCACAAGGCUCACCUUCACCUGUCUGUCCCACUUCAGGAGGGAAUGGCUUUAGAGCAAUGACUGGUCUCGUUGUUCCACCAAUGUAGAAUAAAAUUGUUAUGAGAGAGGAUUUUUAACAGCUGAUAGUCCAUUGUUAAAAUGAGACUAGUCUUUAUCUCCUAAUUACAUAACAGUACACUUCGGCCACACAGAAAGAGACUGCAGACACUUAACAGCUUACAACAAGUGGUGAAAUACAUCAUUCUUUACUAAAUGGGACCGGAUGAUGAAAAGUGAACAGCUUUGUGGAAUUUCAUGGAGAAAAGACAGUAUUUUUUUAUUAACUUCUUAGUUUAUAGAGGCUUCACCAGUCUCAGUCAUUUAUGAUGAUUUUUCUGUGAUUAAUCUGUAUCACAUGACCAGAGGACUCUCUUACAAAACAUUGUGCAAGUUUCUGAGACAAAUGUCCAAAGCUUUUUUAAGGUUUGUGCAGAGACCUUGUUCAUAAAAGACAUUUUACAAUGAUACAUGAACAUUCCAUUUAUAGAAAUGGAGAAUUUUAUUUUUUUUCUUAACUUUGAAAUAAGGGAAAUUAUAAUUUUUACUUCUCAGAGAUGUGAUUUGAUGACCUCAUAU